Molecule: messenger RNA, 2465 nt
Organism: Salmo salar (Atlantic salmon)
Lineage: Eukaryota; Metazoa; Chordata; Actinopteri; Salmoniformes; Salmonidae
Source: RefSeq, a predicted model, not a curated record
UUCAUGAGCCUCCUUAGCUCUCCUAGCAACCAAAUCGAACUGUACAGCGAGAGACCGGACCCGGUUCACCGUAGGGCAAUGUAUAUAUGCACAGAUUAUACUUCAGGCUCAUUGUGGCUGUUUUACACGAGCUGAUAAGAUGUACAAUAUUGGCAUUUAUAAAGUUUUUAUUUUAUGUCAUUGUUUAUGUACUUGAGUUUUUGUAAUUUUGAAAGUUUAGUAGGCUACGCUUUCAUAAACGGCCGUGUUUUUGUUGUUCUGUUAGGUUUACCGGGGAGUGACAACUCCACAAAGAUAGUACCUUUUCAUACUGUAGCUAGUUACUGUUGCUCAUUGAUAACAUAGUUAAGUGACUGUAAAAUCAGUACAGGGACGAGGUUGCUAGCUAGCUUUGCUAACAGUGCUAUUGUUUAGCAGAAAUCUCUAGCUGGCUAGCCUAGCUGCACGUUAGCGAGCAAUACAUCACACAUGCUGGACCACUGAUUUUUAUACUACGGGAGCCGACUUUCCAUAAGGAAUAUGGAAACCACUGUUGAUGUAAACCACAUUUUCCCUGAAAGGAUUACAGUUUUGGAUCAAAACCUAAUUGCAGUUACAAAAUCGCUGGGAAGGUCAGAUCCUCAAUCUCUAAUUGCAGCAUUAAUUGAUGAACUUGGAAGAGCCUCAGCCAAGGCCCAAUACUUGACAGCCCCAAUCACAAGUGCAUCAAAGCUGCAGACCAACAAGCACCAUCUCUACCUGCUGAAAGACAGAGAAAGCAAUGGAGGAAUGGGACUUGCAGUGGGGUUUCUGAAGGUUGGCUAUAAGAAGUUAUUUCUGCUUGACCAGCGAGGGGCGCAUGUUGAGACAGAGCCUCUGUGUGUCUUGGAUUUCUUUGUGACAGAGCACCUUCAGAGGCACGGCUACGGACUGGAGCUGUUUAACUUCAUGCUGCAGCACAAAAAGGUGGAGCCAGUGCUGAUGGCUUACGACAGGCCCUCCCCUAAGUUCCUCUCUUUUCUGGAGAAGCAUUACUGUCUGAAAAACAGUGUACCUCAGGUCAAUAACUUUGUGGUGUUUGAUGGUUUCUUCACUAACAGAUCAGGCUCGCCUCCCUCUCCUCUGCCGGAUCAGAGAACAUACGGCUUUUUCGGCCCACUUGAGAAAGGUUCCCCCCAAAAAGCUGGACGGAGAGAUCAAGCCCAACUCACUAACACAGAGACGGGCUGUGCGAGAGGAGCAGAGGGCUCUUCUCUGGCCUUUGUGUUGCCCCGCGGCUCCUCCCUUCUCUCCUCCGUUGUCGGUAUCCUCCCCGUGCUCCCCAAGCAGGGCCCGCCAGUGCCCCAACCCGGCCCUGGCCCCAGCAGCUGCCCCUGGGGGCUACAGGGGCCCGGCCCCCAACCCCCCACUCAUCGACAGCCUCGACUACAGGGUAAAACGCACCAGCCAACAAGGCCUAGUUGCCAGGGGAAACCUCUACAGUCGCUACAUCAACACCCGGGGCUUUGGGCUGUUGUUGGAGACCCAGCAGAACACCUUCAAACUGCCAGGUUUGACACCAGUAUUGAGAGAGAGAGACUGACACAGGGGGGCAGACAGACCCACUGGGACACACAGACAGGUCCCAGUCCAGGUCCCUCCCACCUCUGUCCCUAUCCAGGAAGGAGUCGCUCUGCUCCCAGACCACCAUGAUGGCCACCAGAGAACCAGACAGACAGGCUGAGAUGGAGACCAGGGUGCUGGAGAAGGGGCUCCGGAUGAGGGGAGGGGGAGAGAAAGGAGGUGGGCCCCUGAAGGUGGUUGAGAAGGGGCCAUCGGAAACUGAGAAGGACAAGGGGAGAGGAGGGUGGUCGUGGACGGUGGGAGAGAGCUGCUGUAACACAGCUCAGUGGGUCAGGCAGAAGCAGGAAUAUAGGAACACCAGACCCUGGUGACCCACAUGGAAGACAGACGGACUGACAAGAAGCAGGAGACAGAAGACUGACGGAUAGAUAAGAGGCAGGAGAUGGAAGACAGACUUACUGACUGACGGAUAGAUAAGAGGCAGGAGAUGGAAGACUGACUUACUGACUGACGGAUAGAUAAGAGGCAGGAGAUGGAAGACAGACUUACUGACUGACGGAUAGAUAAGAGGCAGGAGAUGGAAGACUGACUUACUGACUGACGGAUAGAUAAGAGGCAGGAGAUGGAAGACUGACUUACUGACUGACGGAUAGAUAAGAGGCAGGAGAUGGAAGACUGACUUACUGACUGACGGAUAGAUAAGAGGCAGGAGAUGGAAGACAGACUUACUGACUGACGGAUAGAUAAGAGGCAGGAGAUGGAAGACAGACUUACUGACUGACGGAUAGAUAAGAGGCAGGAGAGGAGAAAGAGACUGACUGACUGAUUUAAUAGAGAUUUAAAGAAAUGGACUGUGAGCUAGAGGAGAGAUAGAAGGGAAGACAGCCAAAGAUGGAUACGGACAAUGAGUAUAUAUAUAUAUA